AUGUAUGUGGUUGACGAUACAAGUAUGCAAGUGAUGUUUUCGAUCUACCAACAAACACGGGCACAAGUGUCAGUUAUCGAGUUAUAUGUUGAGUUCGAAGAAUUAGUUGAGGUUAAUUUACCCGAACCUAACAUCGACUGGACGGUUUAUAACACUGAAAGUGAAGAGGAAUUCGAGGGCACUUAUCAUAUUAUUGGUCCAGUUGAAGAUGUUGACGAAGAUGAUAUCAUAGUUGAGCCUGACAUUGCAGAGGUGACAAAUGCACUAACGAGCCAACAUCUAUCUAGAGAGCCUUCUUUUAUGCAUGCUUUGGAUCUAGAUGCUAUGAAUGCACCAGAAUUUCCUAAGUUUGUCAAUGCAGAUCCUGUUGUUGUUACGGAUGGUGAAUUUGUCAUCGGCAUGGAGUUUAGUUCUAGAGAAACUGUGAUUGCAGCAAUUAAAGAUUAUACCAUUCGUCGGGGUGUGGAUUAUCGAGUGUGUGAAUCUGAGCCAACCACAUUUUAUGCUAAGUGUGUACACUAUGGAACAAAUUGCGAUUGGCUUAUCAGGGCUAGUCUUAUUAAGAGAAAGUUUUGUUGGGUUAUAAGGCGGUACAAUGGUAGUCACACAUGCUCCAGGACAAUAAUCUCUCAAGAUCAUGCCAAGAUAAACUCAGACAUGAUUGCAGAGGUUAUAAAGCCAUUGGUUGAAGUUGAUCCAUCUUUAAAGGUGAAAUCUGUGAUUGCUGAAGUACAAUCGAAAUUCAAUUAUAUGAUAAGUUACCGCAAAGCAUGGCUGGCCAAGCAAAAGGCAAUUGCGAAUAUUUUUGGUGGUUGGGAAGCUUCUUAUGAAGCUUUACCGUUGUGGUUUGAAGCAAUGGUACAGAAAGAUCCAUCAGCUGCAGUUGAGAUCGAAACUGCACCAGCUUACCUAGGGGAUGAGGUGGUCCAGGAUAUUAGGAUACUGACACGAGUGUUUUGGAGCUUUUACCCUUGCAUUAGAGCAUUUAGGAGCUGCAAACCAAUCGUCCAAAUAGAUGGCACACAUCUGUAUGGCAAAUACAAAGGAGCUCUCUUAGUUGCAGUUUCUCAGGAUGGCAAUGGCAAUAUUGUGCCUCUUGCAUUUGCCGUUGUUGAGGCAAUAGCACGUAGUAAUGGAUCAUGGGAGCCUCCGAGAGCUAUCCGCAUGUUUUAUGUUAGGCACAUAGCAUCCAACUUCUUAAGGAAUUUCAAGGCACCGUAUUUACAGAAGUUGAUUGUAAAUAUGGGUUAUUGUAGGACUGUGCGUGAAUUUAAUGUGCAGUAUGCAAGAUUACGUGAGCGUGGUGAGGCUUACACUCAGUGGCUCGAUCGGAUCCCACGUCAGCAAUAUGCUUUGGCGUUCGAUAAUGGAUAUCGCUGGGGUCAUAUGACCACAAACCUAGUCGAGUGCAUCAAUGGGGUAUUAAAGGGGGCGCGAAAUCUUCCAAUUACAUCACUUGUCAAGGCAACUUUUUAUAGGUUAAAUGAGUUGUUCACUAGGAAGAAGGCUGAGGCUGAGGCUCGAACGAAUGCGGGACAUGUAUUCUCUGAAUAUGCAAUCAACAAACUUCAAUCAAAUCAGCAGGCAGCGGGAAACAUCCAAGUUAACUUGUUUAAUAGGCAGAAUGAGGUCUUUGAGGUGCGCGAGAUGCCCAGUGGUUUAGAGAUGGAGGAGAUAAAGAAGGUGUAUAGAGCAAGGUUUAAGCCAUUAGGGAAUCCAGCAACAUGGCCUGUGUAUCAAGGACCAAGGCAUAUACCUAAUCCGCACUUAAAGCGAGUAUCCAAAGGACGUCCCAAAAUAACUCGUUUCUUGAAUGAAAUGGAUAUGCGUGAUAUGCGUGGUCCUAGGCGUUGUAGGCUUUGUGGAGGCCAAGGUCACAGUCGAAGUAGAUGCCCUCAGCGUCCAGGGUCAAGUGCUAGUGGUGGUGCUCAUAAUUCUUAG
Molecule: messenger RNA, 1941 nt
Organism: Arachis duranensis
Lineage: Eukaryota; Viridiplantae; Streptophyta; Magnoliopsida; Fabales; Fabaceae
Exons: 5
Coding region: 1-1941 (646 amino acids)
Source: RefSeq, a predicted model, not a curated record